Echinops telfairi (small Madagascar hedgehog) is the source of this 2104-nucleotide messenger RNA. It is a transcript of the gene SPINT1, whose product is annotated as serine peptidase inhibitor, Kunitz type 1. The annotation marks the transcript as partial. The transcript has 10 exons. The record is from RefSeq and is a predicted model, not a curated record. Gene Ontology annotation, molecular function: protein binding; serine-type endopeptidase inhibitor activity. Lineage: Eukaryota; Metazoa; Chordata; Mammalia; Afrosoricida; Tenrecidae.
GGAGCCGCCUGCCUGGAGCUCUUUACCGCCGGGGUCCCGGCCUUCGUGCUGGACACCGAGGCCUCCAUCAGCAACGGGGCCACCUUCCUGGGCUCCCCCACCGUGCGCCGGGACUGGGACUGCGUCCGCGCCUGCUGCGCCACGCACAGCUGCAACCUGGCGCUGGUGGAGCUGCGGCCCAACGGCCUGGAGGACGACACCCCCUCCUGCUUCCUCAUGAACUGCCUCUACGAGCAGAGCUUCGUGUGCAAGUUCGCGGCCCGGGAGGGCUUCAUCAACUACCUCACGCGGAAGGUGUACAGCUCCUACCGGGAGCUUCAAACCCAGGGCUUUGGAGGGUCCCGGGCCCUCAAGAGCAUGAACUUGAAGGUGCAACCGCAGGAGCCCCUAGUGCUGAAGAGUGGGGCGAACGCAGAUUGGCACCUGCUGCAAGGUGACCCUGCCGUCAGGGUAGAGAAAAAUGACCCAGACCACGUCCAGCUGUGGGGGCUCAAGGAAGGCACCUACCUGUUCCAGCUGACAGUGGCCAGCUCUGACCAGCCAGAUGACACCGCCAAUGUCACGGUCACUGUGCUGUCUGCCAAGGAGACGGAAGAAUAUUGCCUGGCCUCCUACAAGGUGGGCCGCUGCCGGAGCUCCUUCCCCCGCUGGUACUACGACCCCACGGAGCAGAUCUGCAAGAGCUUCGUCUUCGGCGGCUGCAUGGGCAACAAGAACAACUACCUGCGGGAGGAAGAGUGCAAGCUGGCCUGCCGAGACGUGCAAGGCCCCUCCUUGGAAAGGCACCAUCCAGUGUGCUCUGGCACCUGCCAGGCCACCCAGUUCCGCUGCAGCAAUGGCUGCUGCAUCGACAGCUUCCUGGAGUGCGACGACACCCCCGACUGCCCCGAUGCGUCUGACGAGGCCACCUGUGAGAAAUACGUCAGCAGCUUUGACGAGCUCCAGCGCUUCCACUUCCCCAGUGAGAAAGGGCACUGCGUGGACCUGCCAGACACGGGGGUCUGCCAGGAAAGCAUCUCCCGCUGGUACUACAACCCCUUCAUCGAGCGCUGCGCCCGCUUUACCUAUGGUGGUUGUCACGGCAACAGGAACAACUUUGAGGAGGAGCGGCAGUGCCUGGAGUCCUGCCAAGGCGUCUCCAAGAAGGACGUGUUUGGUCUGAGGCGAGAAAACCCCAUCCCCAAUGUGGGCUCUGUGGAGGUAGCCGUGGCAGUGCUGCUGGCCACCUGCAUCGUGGUGGUGGCAGGCGUCCUGGGCUACUGCUUCUUCAAGAACCAGAGGAAGGACUUCCACAGCCACCGCCGCCACCCACCACCCACCCCUGCCAGCUCCACCGUCUCCACCACUGAGGACACGGAGCACCUCGUCUACAACCACACGACCCAACCCCUCUGAGCUGGCAGCCGCCUGGCGGCAAGGGCACUCGCCAGCUCACCAGGCCUUUGCUUCCUCCUCGCCAAGGCAAAGAGGCCUGGACUGGCUAAGACUUUGGGACCAGACGCCUCCUGCCUGUGCCCCAAGCCCACUGCUCAGAGCCUGGCCUCCACCCGGCUCCUCCUGGAGGCAGCUCCCCUGAGCCCGAGCCCGCGUUCCUGAGGAAGCUCAAGGGUCGGGUCGAGCCAGAGCCAGUGGACCUACCUGUCUCCUCAACUGCCUGCCUAGAAUCUCGGGGGCUGUUGACGUUUCUCGUGUUCAAAACUGCCCACCCUACCCCACGGCUACCUCAGGGUGGGGAGGGACCUGGGGCGACACCAACCUUGUCCAGGUGCCAACCCUGCCCUCCCCAAACUGCCCCCCUCUGCCCAGUCCAGGGCAAGGCGGAAGGACCUCUGUAUAUUUUGUGCUGUAAAAAGUUGCUUUCUGUUUAUUUAAUGCGGUGGGGAGUGGGAGGUGGCUUUUCUCUCUUCCUCUUCCUCUGUUAUUGAGCUCUCUGGGCUCCAAUGCCCCUUUCAGGCCUGGUCUUGCUGACAGAGCCAGAGAAAAGACAGGGGCGUGGAAGGAUGCACCCCCCCAUCCCCUCCACCCUCCCUGGUUCUGCCUCGGCACAUCUCCGUCCCGCCCCACUUCCCAUAGGCACCAGUGUAAUAAAGUGGUUUGGUCUGUA